This is a messenger RNA of Ustilaginoidea virens, 351 nucleotides long. RefSeq lists its product as uncharacterized. Gene Ontology annotation, molecular function: RNA polymerase II cis-regulatory region sequence-specific DNA binding; DNA-binding transcription factor activity, RNA polymerase II-specific; protein dimerization activity. The record is from RefSeq and is a predicted model, not a curated record. Bases 1 to 351 code for a protein of 116 amino acids. Lineage: Eukaryota; Fungi; Ascomycota; Sordariomycetes; Hypocreales; Clavicipitaceae. The transcript is spliced from 3 exons. Gene Ontology annotation, biological process: regulation of transcription by RNA polymerase II.
AUGUCGUCACCUAACGAUGCUUCGAUUUCCUCUCGCGAGAAUGGCGGGGCUGGCGCCGAUGAGAAGCCUCGAUUAACGGAAGAGGAGAAGAAACAGAACCAUAUCGCUUCAGAACAAAAGCGCAGACAGGCCAUUCGUGAAGGAUUUGAUCGCCUAACCGAGCUUGUCCCCGGAUUAGAAGGCCAGGGCCGGUCUGAAGGUCUGGUGCUCAAGCGCACCGUUGAAUACAUGCGCCAACAGAUUCAGGAGCGCCGUACCCUAAUAGACCGCAUUGAACUAGCCGGUGGCCACGUUGACGACGACUUCAAAAAGGUGCUAAACGAUCCGAACCACAGCCGGCCAAAGGGCUGA